Messenger RNA from Naumovozyma castellii, 1722 nucleotides. Its product is annotated as sugar porter family MFS transporter. The record is from RefSeq and is a predicted model, not a curated record. The coding region runs from base 1 to 1722 and encodes 573 amino acids. Lineage: Eukaryota; Fungi; Ascomycota; Saccharomycetes; Saccharomycetales; Saccharomycetaceae. The transcript has a single exon.
AUGUCAGAAUUUGAAAACCAAGCUGAUACAGCUGCCGAAAAUACUCCAGUGGGGGAUUUAUCUCCUGUGGAAUCUAUUAGUAAUUCUGGGAUGUCUACUCCUUCCAAUAAGGAUGACAGAGAUGACGUGAAAGAAUACGUUGAAGAAGAUCCUCAAAUUAUUGCUGAAAUUCCAAAGAAACCAGCUUCUGCCUACGUCACUGUUUCUAUUAUGUGUGUUAUGAUUGCUUUUGGUGGUUUUGUCUUUGGUUGGGAUACUGGUACCAUUUCUGGUUUUGUUGCUCAAACUGAUUUCUUACAAAGAUUUGGUCAACAUCAUAGUAACGGUAAGCAUUACUUAUCUAAGGUUAGAAUGGGUCUUAUUGUUUCUAUCUUCAACAUUGGUUGUGCUGUUGGUGGUAUUAUAUUAUCUAAACUUGGUGAUAUCUAUGGUCGUAAGAUCGGUUUGAUUACUGUUGUUGUCAUUUACGUUAUUGGUAUUAUUAUCCAAAUUGCUUCCGUUAAAGCUUGGUACCAAUAUUUCAUCGGUAGAAUUAUCUCUGGUUUAGGUGUUGGUGGUAUUGCUGUUUUGUCCCCGAUGUUGAUUUCUGAAGUUUCUCCAAAACAUUUGAGAGGUACUUUGGUUUCCUGUUACCAAUUGAUGAUUACCGCUGGUAUUUUCUUAGGUUACUGUACUAACUACGGUACCAAGAACUACUCUAACUCUGUUCAAUGGAGAGUUCCAUUAGGUUUAUGUUUUGCCUGGGCUCUAUUUAUGAUUGGUGGUAUGACUUUUGUUCCAGAAUCUCCACGUUUCUUGGUUGAAGUUGGUAGAAUUGAUGAAGCCAAGCGUUCUGUCGCUAUGUCUAACAAAGUUUCUGUCGAUGAUCCAGCUGUUUUGGGUGAACUUGAAACCCUACAAGCAGGUGUUGAAGCUGAAAAGUUAGCUGGUAACGCUUCUUGGGGUGAAAUUUUCCAAACUAAAACAAAGGUUUUACAACGUCUAAUUAUGGGUUCUAUGAUCCAAUCUCUACAACAAUUGACUGGUGAUAAUUAUUUCUUUUACUAUGGUACCACUGUUUUCACAUCCGUCGGUAUGCAAGAUUCUUUCGAGACCUCCAUUGUCUUAGGUAUUGUUAACUUUGCCUCUACCUUCGUUGGUAUUUUCUUGGUUGAAAGAUAUGGUCGUCGUACUUGUUUACUAUGGGGUGCUGCUACCAUGACUUCCUGUAUGGUUGUCUUUGCUUCUGUUGGUGUCACUAGAUUAUGGCCAAACGGUAAAGACGGUGAAGCUUCCAAGGGUGCUGGUAAUUGUAUGAUUUGUUUCACCUGUUUCUACCUAUUCUGUUUCGCUACCACCUGGGCUCCAAUUCCAUUCGUUGUUAACUCUGAAACUUUCCCAUUGAGAGUCAAGUCUAAGUGUAUGAGUAUUACUCAAGGUUGUAACUGGCUAUGGGGUUUCCUAAUUGGUUUCUUCACUCCAUUUAUCACUGGUGCUAUCGAUUUCUACUACGGUUACGUCUUUAUGGGUUGUUUGUGUUUCUCCUACUUCUACGUUUUCUUCUUUGUCCCAGAAACUAAGGGUUUAACUUUGGAAGAAGUUAACACUAUGUGGGAAGAAGGUGUCUUGCCAUGGAAGUCUGCUGAAUGGGUUCCUCCAUCUAGAAGAGGUGAAAACUACGAUGUAGCUGAAAUGGCUAAGGAUGACAAGCCACUAUUCAAGAGAAUGUUCGGUAGAAAGUAA